UAAAGAGCGAAGCGGACCCCAUGUUUGUCAUUCCCUCGAGACUAUCCUGUGCUGGAAGGGUAGUAACGAGAGCAGGGAGAACGACUCUCCCUCGGAGAGAUAAAGUAACAAAAAUUUGUUUCUUCUGCCGCUGGAAAGCACCGAGUGUCCUCAAUAUGUUUAAGCUCGGUAUAAUGACGUUCAUCACGAUGCUGGCGAUGACGCGUUCGGAACCUCCUGUCAAUUCGUAUCUACCUCCACGAACAGGAAUCUCUGUGAAUAGCGGUCAAGCCGAUUUAUCCACCCAUGGAACGCCGGAUUUUGGUAACGGAGGUAGUAUUAAUAGAAACGGUGGUGCAACAAGUUUCGGCAGUAAUGGUCCGUCGAAACUUUAUGGUGCACCCAUCGGGGAAAAUGCCCGCGUAAAUGGUUUAGGUCAAUCUCGAGGAAACGGAUUUGGGGAUGGGCAAUCCUCUAACUCUUAUAGUGCCUCAAGCUUUGGAGAUUUUAAUGAAAACAGCGGUAAUGUAGUACCGUCGAGUAGUUAUGGAGUUCCUAUUGCGAAUGGAAACAACGGAGGUGGUUUUCGAAAUGGAGGCGGCAAUGGAGACAAACCAUCGAUUAAUUACGGUGUACCUGGUACGAAUGGAAACAACGGACACAAUUUCAGGAAUCGAGGUAAUGGAGUGAAACCAUCGACCAGCUAUGGUGUUCCUGGUAGGAAUGGAAACCACGGAAGUGGUUUUGAUAGAAACAAUGGUAAUGGAAAGCCUUCUGGUAGUUAUGGAGUACCUGGAGCUAAUGGAAAUACAAACAAAAAAAAUCACCUCAAUGGCGGAAAUAAUGGUGGAAAAUUUCCGAGCAGUUAUGAAUCUUCGAACGUACCGAAAACAAACGGAUUCGGCGGUACCAACGGAGGAUUAUCAAGCAAUUACGGUCCAUCUAAUAAAAAUGGACAUGGAAACAACGGCUAUCCAUCUGAAAGUCCAAGAAAUGGCGAGAGUUUCGGAAAUGGCAAUGCUAACGGCUAUCCAUCUGGAAAUGGUAUAAAUGGACAGGCAGGAAAUUUUGAAAACGGAGGUGGAAGUUUCAAAAAUGGAGGAAGAGGAAGUGAAGGUUACAACGACAAUGCACAAGAAGAAAGCACCGAGCCAGCAAAAUACGAAUUUUCGUACGAAGUAAAAGAUGAGCAAUCCGGCAGCAAUUACGGCCACACGGAAACUAGAAACGGUGAUCGCGCUCAAGGCGAGUUCAACGUUUUACUUCCAGAUGGUAGAAAACAGAUUGUCGAGUAUGAGGCUGAUCAGGAUGGAUUUAAACCGCAAAUUAGAUACGACGGCGAAGCAAAUACGGGUGGAGGAUACAACUCCGGCGGACCGAAUGGUAACAACGAUGGUUAUUCUUCUGGUAGACCGAAUAGCAAAAGCGGUGGCUUUGCAGACUCAGGGUUUAAUGGAGGCAGUGGUAAUGGUUAUCCAAACGGUGGUCCCAGUCAGGGAAAGUCCAAUGGAUUUAAUGGAGGAGGCGGCAACGGUUAUCAAUCGGGAAAGCCAGCAGGACAAUCCUUUAGCCAAGAUAAUGAUAAUAAUUUGAGUGGAGGCGGAUUCUUCUCCAAUGCUCUUAGCAACAAUAUUGGUGGCAACGCGGAUAUCGACAGUAACAGACAAAAUGGUAAUGGUGGAUAUCAAUAUUAAAGAACAUAUAAUUUAAUAGAAUUAAAUAUCUUUAUCUUGGGUAAUUUUUAAAAAGGAUGAAGAAAUGACUGAAAAAAUUUAUUUCUUGUGAAAAUUUAUCUGUAUAUUUAGAUAAUGGAAAGUUUUUAUAAGCUUCUAUCAUCCUUUCACAAAAAUGAUAAAUUUAUCAGAAUGUGAAACUACAAAUUAUAGAAUUCAAGAAUUGAUAUUUUAUUAUUAAAAUUCACAUCGCAUUAUGUGUUCAUAGCAUGAUUUAUUUAAGUCCAUGUAGUAGCCUUUA
Molecule: messenger RNA, 1953 nt
Organism: Cataglyphis hispanica
Lineage: Eukaryota; Metazoa; Arthropoda; Insecta; Hymenoptera; Formicidae
Product: pro-resilin-like
Exons: 4
Coding region: 21-1673 (550 amino acids)
Cellular component (GO): extracellular matrix
Source: RefSeq, a predicted model, not a curated record